Molecule: messenger RNA, 981 nt
Organism: Gamsiella multidivaricata
Lineage: Eukaryota; Fungi; Mortierellomycota; Mortierellomycetes; Mortierellales; Mortierellaceae
Product: peptidase family C50-domain-containing protein
Exons: 4
Coding region: 1-981 (326 amino acids)
Biological process (GO): meiotic chromosome separation; proteolysis
Cellular component (GO): nucleus; mitotic spindle; cytoplasm
Molecular function (GO): cysteine-type endopeptidase activity
Source: RefSeq, a predicted model, not a curated record
AUGACCUCUUCGACUUCAUCUUCAUCUUCGUCUUCAUCAGCAACAGGAGUAGAUGCGCCACCGCCGGCUGCCGCAUCCACUGUUGUAGAAUAUUCAGAGGUCCAGUUUGGCCGGAUUGCGCUGCAGAUCAAGGAAGCGCUGCAUCGUUAUUGGUUAGAGGAGACAAAGGCCAACAACAGCGGAUUUGAUGAUGGGGCGCAUGUGAUCUUGAUUCUAGACAAGCAUCUGCAGACGUUCCCAUGGGAGUCUUGCCCAGGGCUGCGUUCUGAGGCAGUUUCAAGAGUGCCCUCGAUGUGUUUCCUGAGAGAUCGUAUCCUUCAACAAAAAUAUCUGAUAUCCAAAGAAGAGCGGGGAGAGCAGUGGGGCAGUGAGUGGCGGGACCUGGAGGUGGACCCUCAAAAGACAUUUUACGUGCUUAACCCUGAAGGGGAUCUGAAGAAUACGGAGGACGAAUUCAAGGAAUACGUAGGGAAGCAACAAGGUUGGGACGGAAUCAUUGGGAGGGCGCCUUUGGAUCUGGAAUGCAUCGAUGGUCUCUCCAAGAACGACCUUUAUAUCUACUUUGGUCACUCUGGAGGCGAGCAAUACGUAAAGUCGACCCAGAUCCGACAGCUCGGACAUUGCGCUGUUUCCCUUCUACUGGGUUGUAGUUCAGGACAGAUGCGAGGCGGAGGAGAGUUCGACCCGACGGGUAACGCGAUGAACUAUCUGCUGGCUGGAUGCCCUACAGUUGUAGCCAACUUGUGGGAUGUGACGGACAAGGACCUGGAUCGAUUCAGCAUGGCGGCUUUCCGAGAGGACGAGACGCAGGAGAUGGAGGGAAUCGAGGGCUCUGGAGAGGCGAAGGAGUCAGACAAGACGCAAUUGUCGCUUGUGGAGGCAGUUAAGGAGGCGAGGGAGGAGUGUCGACUGAAGUAUCUGGUUGGGGCUGCAUCGGUGGUCUAUGGUAUACCUUGCUUCCUGAAGAGAAGCAGUACCUGA